AUGUUAAGAAAGAUACAGGCCAUAUUUCAUCCCAUUUCUCGUCGGAGGAGCUUUUCUGAUGGGAUUCCUACUUACAACGGCACUCCAGUCCGACUGAUCCGUAGCACUUCGAUGUUUGUUAUCGGAGGCGAGGAGCACAACUUCAGUGAGCCUCUCAAAAAAAGCAAGAGUACCACCAGCAUUGAUUCAACUGCCUGUGGACAGAUGAAGGAGGAAGAAAGGGCAUGGAUGUACUCCAAGACUCAAGACUGCUUGCAGUACCUACAAGAUCUGUUAGCCUUGCGGAAAAAAUACCUCGAGAGCAUCAAAGACCUGAAGUUUAUGGACAGAGGAACCUCUACAUCCACAAAAUCAUCCAAGAACAAAAAAAUGUCACCAGCCCCAUCUCAUGCACAGUUGUCCAAGGUCUCAACAACCAAAAAAGUCUCACAGUUCAGCUCAGAGGUAGCUGAGGCAAUCGCUUAUUUUGAUGCAAUUAUUGCAGAGCUGGAUGCUGAAAGGCACAGAAAAAUAAUUGUGAGAGAUCAUCCACAUGCAGAUGUUGAUUUUGAUGUUGUCACUAGCUCAAGGGAACACAGCUUGCACUCCAACUGGAUUCUUCGUGCCCCUCGGAGACAUUCCCAGGACCCUAUACUAGCGGCAAAGACAACAAGCCAAUCGGAAAGGAGCAGCCAAGGAAGAACAAUCAGCUCCAGGAAGAAAUUGCAGAGAUACCCAAUGUACCUCCCUAAAGCUGUGGAGGGAGCAUUCAACACUUUGAAGUUUAAGCCCAAAAUGUGCCCAAAAGAACAGCAUUGA
This is a messenger RNA of Anolis sagrei ordinatus, 798 nucleotides long. It is a transcript of the gene C1H13orf42, whose product is annotated as chromosome 1 C13orf42 homolog. NCBI's taxonomy places the organism in Eukaryota, Metazoa, Chordata, Lepidosauria, Squamata, Anolidae. The record is from RefSeq and is a predicted model, not a curated record.